AUGGGGAAGAUCACCUUCUAUGAGGACCGCGGCUUCCAGGGCCGCCACUAUGAGUGCAGCAGCGACCACUCCAAUCUGCAGCCCUACUUCAGCCGCUGCAACUCUGUGCGCGUGGACAGUGGCUGCUGGAUGCUCUAUGAGCAGCCCAACUUCGGAGGCUGCCAGUACUUCCUGAGGCGUGGGGACUACCCCGACUACCAGCAGUGGAUGGGAUUCAGCGACUCCAUCCGCUCCUGCCGCCUCAUCCCCCACCAGAAGGGCUCUCACAGGAUCAGGAUCUACGAGCGAGAGGACUACAGAGGCCAGAUGGUGGAGAUCACCGACGACUGCUCCCACCUCCAGGACCGCUUCCACUUCAGUGACUUCCACUCCUUCCACGUGCUGGAGGGCUACUGGGUCCUCUAUGAGAUGCCCAACUACCGGGGGCGUCAGUACCUGCUGAGGCCCGGGGAAUACAGGCGCUACCACGACUGGGGCGCCAUGAAUGCCAGGGUGGGCUCCCUGAGGAGAAUCAUGGAUUUCUAUUGA
Molecule: messenger RNA, 528 nt
Organism: Peromyscus eremicus (cactus mouse)
Lineage: Eukaryota; Metazoa; Chordata; Mammalia; Rodentia; Cricetidae
Product: gamma-crystallin E
Exons: 4
Coding region: 1-528 (175 amino acids)
Biological process (GO): visual perception; lens development in camera-type eye
Molecular function (GO): structural constituent of eye lens
Source: RefSeq, a predicted model, not a curated record